AUGCGAGGUCUAUGGCCGCUGGUCGUAUCUACGGCGGUUGCAAUCCUCAACCGCGGCAACGCCGAAAAACCGGAUCUGCAGAAACUGGAAAGUGAGCAGAAGCUGCUCAUCCACGACCUGCAGCGGUCACGGCUGGCUUCCGAGCAGCUGAAGGACAAACUGGACAUCCUGCAACAGUCCAAGAAUGCCAGCAGCAGCACGCUCAAUGUGUCGAACGUCGUCGUUGACAAGGAGCAGAAGCCGGCGGAGGCGCACAGUGGCAGCGCCAACUACACCCCGCCCAUCAUUGUGUUGCUGCCGGAGGAGCCUUCCGAAAGGGAGAAGUGGGAGUACAACCUAACUCUGCGCUGUCUGGGCCAGCGCGACUUCAGCCCCUUCGAAGGGAUCCACAACUCCAAACUGCUGGAAAUGGCUACCAUCAAGGGGAAGACGGUUGCCGAGAUCAGGUUGGAGAUCAAGCACACGGAGAAGGAGCUGGGUCAGGUAGAGUCAGGGAGCUGUCGGUGCAUCAGUCCGCAGACACGCAAGGAGCUGGAAGGCCUACAGUCGGCCUUGUCGUCAGCAAAAGAGGGCACAUACGCCGAAAGAACGCAGAAGCUGCACAUAUCGCACAACAUCAAACUGGUGAAGCACGAAAUCGAUGUUCUGGAGACCAAACUGCAUCGGCUCCAAAAGAGGCUCAAGGCGACCGUACUGUUCAGCAGCGGAACUGGAAAACACGGAUCGAGCAAGCAACGGGAUCACGAUGACGCCGACGAAGAGGAGGCAAGUGAGGAUCGCGAGGAGCAAGACGCCGAGGAGGACGCUGGAGAAGAGGAAGAAGCUGAUGAGGACGAUGGCCACGCUGAUGACGACGAAUAUUAG
Messenger RNA from Babesia bigemina, 864 nucleotides. RefSeq lists its product as hypothetical. Lineage: Eukaryota; Apicomplexa; Aconoidasida; Piroplasmida; Babesiidae. The coding region runs from base 1 to 864 and encodes 287 amino acids. The transcript has 6 exons. The record is from RefSeq and is a predicted model, not a curated record.